This is a messenger RNA of Hyla sarda, 1138 nucleotides long. Its product is annotated as serine protease inhibitor swm-1-like. The coding region runs from base 467 to 991 and encodes 174 amino acids. The record is from RefSeq and is a predicted model, not a curated record. The transcript has 6 exons. Lineage: Eukaryota; Metazoa; Chordata; Amphibia; Anura; Hylidae.
GAGUACAGAUUUGCCCCAGAUCCGCUCAUCCUCCUCACAUGGAGCUCAGCCGCCGCGAUUAACCUCGUUUUCUGCCGCGCAGAACGCCAACACGUACGGCUCUGCCAUAAAACAGGAUUAUACAGCGGCCGCAGACCAGCGGGAAUAGUCAGAGUCGGCUGGUAAGGUCAAAUCCCUUUCGCCAUAUGGUAAUAUUUAUCUAAGAAACGCACUUUGAAUAAGAAAUGCUGUAAACUGCACAUAAUGUGAACUGACCCCAAACCACUUAUCGGUUCACGGGGGGUGACCUCUAGCAGUGCAGUGAUCAGAUGCCAUACCCUCAGCCAGAGGAUUCAUGGGAAACACUUCUCAUCCAAAAUGGAGCCAAACCCAUUCCUGCCACAUCAGCUAAAACAGGGAUGAAUAAUCAAACAAAUAUAGAUGACCGGUCGCACCCUGAGCACAGCCACACCUCAAUGUAUAUAAGAUGGUGUGGAGGAUCCGGCACCACCAGAUCAUAGACGUCCAGCACCAGACUUUCCAAACUAAAAAAUUAAGCCUCAAAAAAGUGAAGAUGGGACGGACGGCUGUGAUCCUGCAGUCAUCACUGGGUUUGUUCCUCAUACUGAUAACUGCACAGGCAGCAGACAAUUCCCCUCCAUCUUGUGGGCCCAAUGAAGAAUAUCUGGAGUACGGCCGCCGCUGUUCACAAAGUUCCCUUGAAUUGCUUCCGUUUUGUACAGAUGAAUGUGUGAGGGGAUGUUUUUGCAAAGAUGGCUACAUGAGGGGAUACGAUGGAGGUUGUGUUGAGAAAGAAGCCUGUAUGUGCAGCGGGAACAGAACGUAUAUGGGCUGCGGCAAUGACUGCUUCGCGUCCUGCAAGAGACUGACUAAUAAUCAGAAGCCGCCAUGUUCCCUGGAUUGUCAUAAUGGCUGCUUCUGUAAGCCGGGAUAUCACAGUCUGUCCGAUGGGACUGAUAGAUGUGUCCUCCCUCAGGACUGUCGCCCCUAGGCGUGGACAAUGAUAAGAGAGUCCGACACACAGUUACGUAGAUCCAUUUCUGCAUAAUAAAUUCAUUCUGUUGCGCCAAUGUGUUCAGCCCCUAUACUGACCGCUGCGUCUCCAAAUAAACGUUGUGUAGUCGGAUCCUGCAGUCAC